Molecule: messenger RNA, 1974 nt
Organism: Sesamum indicum (sesame)
Lineage: Eukaryota; Viridiplantae; Streptophyta; Magnoliopsida; Lamiales; Pedaliaceae
Gene: FUC1
Product: alpha-L-fucosidase 1
Biological process (GO): fucose metabolic process; glycoside catabolic process
Cellular component (GO): lysosome
Molecular function (GO): alpha-L-fucosidase activity
Source: RefSeq, a predicted model, not a curated record
ACAGAAGUUGAAUUGGUCGGGACAUAGCAGAAAUUCAUUAUCAUCUUUCCUUUACCUUUCCCAAUUGUCCCACUGUCAGCUCUCAGACCCCUCAACAAACCAAACAUGAUCAACAAGAACACAGCCACUGAUCAUCAACAAACUCGUAUGCUCUCCAAAAAAGACUUCAAUCUUUCAGAGUCCAGUUUGUUAAAAUACAUUUUAAUUAUACUUAUAAUUGCAAUCCAUUCUCUGGAAUCUCAGGCGUCCGUUUCAAACUUGCUUUCCUCUCAUCCAAAGCCUCCGCCAAUCCCAAUUCUCCCUAUCCCAACCUCACAGCAACUCUCAUGGCAGUUCACAGAAAUGGCCAUUUUCUUGCACUUUGGCACCAACACUUUCACAGACUCGGAGUGGGGAACAGGGCAUGUUGACCCUUCAGUUUUCAAUCCCACUGCGUUGAAUGCCACACAGUGGGUUAGUGUGGCCAAAGAAACUGGCUUUUCAAGAGUUAUUCUGACUGCAAAACAUCAUGAUGGGUUCUGCCUUUGGCAGUCUGACUAUACUGAUUAUUCUGUGAAGUCUAGUCCUUGGAAGAAUGGGACUGGGGAUGUGGUGAAAGAGUUGGCUGAGGCUGCAAGAAUUGCUGGUUUACAGUUGGGGCUUUAUCUUUCUCCUUGGGAUAGACACGAGCCUUGUUAUGGCAAGACUCUCGAGUACAAUGAGUAUUAUUUGGGGCAGAUGUCUGAGUUGCUGACUAGAUAUGGUGAGAUUAGGGAAGUUUGGCUGGAUGCUGCGAAAGGUGAGGGAGAGAAAGACAUGGAGUACUUUUUUGAUGAUUGGUUUAGUCUUGUUCAUCAACUUCAACCUGGGGCAGUCAUAUUUUCUGAUGUUGGUCCAGACACAAGGUGGAUUGGGAAUGAGGGUGGUGUUGCUGGUACAACUUGCUGGUCUCUUUUCAACCGGAGUAAUGCAGAAUUUGGCGAUACUGAUCAUCAAUAUUCUGGAGAAGGGGAUCCUCUUGGCCAUGACUGGGUACCUGCAGAAUGUGACGUCUCCAUCCGACCCGGAUGGUUUUGGCAUGCAUCAGAAGUUCCAAAAUCCGCAAUGACCCUUCUUGAUCUAUACUAUGAAUCAGUUGGCAGAAACUGUCUCCUUUUACUAAACGUACCUCCAAAUUCUUCAGGUCUUAUAUCCCAGGAAGACAUUCAAGUCCUUCAAGAAUUCUCAGAGAUUCGCGGUUCUAUAUUCUCCCACAAUCUAGCAGAAGGUGCCUCAAUUUCUGCUAGCAGCACGCGAGGUAGUCCAAGUGAUUCUCGUUAUGGCUCACACAACCUUCUUGAAGACAGUAUAUAUUCCUACUGGGCUCCGGAUGAGACUUUAUCAGACUGGAUACUGUAUUUAGAUUUCCGAGAGGUCGUUACUUUCAAUGUCCUGCUCGUGCAAGAGCCAAUCCAAAUGGGUCAGCGGAUCAUCAAGUUCCAUCUCGACUUCUUGAACGAGAAUGGCGAAUGGGAGUUGGUGACAACGGGCUCCACCGUGGGAUACAAAAGGCUGUUGAAAUUUCAUAGUGUCAAAGCCAGUCACUUGAGGCUUGUUGUCGAGAAAUCUCGGGCCGACCCACUGAUAUCUUAUUUAGGCAUAUACAUGGAUCUGUUUUCUAUUUUCGGACAUAUCUCUAAGCUUACCUCUGGAUCAUCAGUAAAUGGUAGUGAACCUCUCCGGCAGACUACACAAAGAAAUUCCAACAGUUACUAUAUCUAGUUUAAUGUAGUAAUGUAUAGGAGCGGUCUUGUUCCAGCACUGCUGUUCAUUGGUGUUUUCAUGCAUCUAAAUAGUUCAUCUAAACGUCUGUCUUUGUUUGGUUGUGGUGAGCACCCCGACAUUUGUCUGAUACCAUUAAUCAAAUUCUGUAAUAUAUAAAUCAAUCUCCUGAGGAUAUCUGCAAACUAUGAAGCCUUGAGAAUUUCUUUAACCACCGUUCUUAAUGGAGAUUUA